Messenger RNA from Ailuropoda melanoleuca (giant panda), 1836 nucleotides. It is a transcript of the gene VSIG4, whose product is annotated as V-set and immunoglobulin domain containing 4. Bases 114 to 1313 code for a protein of 399 amino acids. The record is from RefSeq and is a predicted model, not a curated record. Gene Ontology annotation, molecular function: complement component C3b binding. NCBI's taxonomy places the organism in Eukaryota, Metazoa, Chordata, Mammalia, Carnivora, Ursidae. Gene Ontology annotation, biological process: negative regulation of macrophage activation; negative regulation of T cell proliferation; negative regulation of interleukin-2 production. The transcript is spliced from 8 exons.
AGAUAUAGAGAAGGAAGGGAAGUGAGCAGGCACAGACACUGGCAGACAUCAGAAGUUCAAGCCUCUUUGACAGCAGGAGUCUAGAAGAAAGGACAAAAGCAGUUCUGGCUGUGAUGGGGCUCUUACUGGGCCUCCUGCUCCUGGGCCACCUAACAGUGGUCACCUAUGGCCAUCCCAUCCUGGAAGCACCUGAGAGUGUGACAGGGCCUUGGAAAGGGGAUGUAAAUAUUCCCUGCACCUAUGGUCCUCUGCAAGGCUACACUCAAGUCUUGGUAAAGUGGCUGGUACAACGUGGCUUGGACCCAGUCACCAUCUUCCUACAUGAUUCCUCUGGAGACCAUAUCCAGCAAGCAAAGUACCGGGGCCGCCUGCAAGUGAACCAUGAGGUUCCAGGAGAUGUGUCCCUCCAACUGAAUACCCUGGAGAUGGAUGACCGGAGUCACUACACAUGCGAAGUCACUUGGCAGACCCCUAAUGGCAACCAAGUGGUGAGAGAUAAGAUCAUCGAGCUCCGUGUCCAGAAACUCUCUGUUUCCAAGCCCACAGUGACGACUGGCAGUGGCUAUGGCUUCACAGUGCCCCAGGGAAUGAGGAUUAGCCUUCAAUGCCAGGCUUGGGGUUCUCCACCCAUCAGUUAUAUUUGGUACAAGGAACAGACCAACAAUCAAGAACCCAUCAAAGUAGCAGUCUUAAGUACCUUACUCUUCAAGCCUGCCAUGGUGGCUGACUCGGGCUCCUAUUUCUGUACUGCCAAGGGCCGGGUAGGCUCUGAGCAGCGCAGCAACGUUGUGCAGUUCGUGGUCAAAGACUCCUCAAAUCUACUCAAGACUAAGACUGAAGCACCUACAACCAUGCAAUCUCCCUUGGAAGCAACAUCUACAGUGAACCCAAUUUGGAACUGGACCACAGAAGUGGAUGGCUACCUUGGGAAGACAAGUGCUGAGCCAGGAAAGGGCCUGCCUGUCUUUUCCAUUAUUCUCAUCAUUUCCCUGUGCUGUAUCAUGGUCUUCAUCAUGGCUUAUGUUAUGCUCUCCCGGAAGACAUCCCAACAAGAGCAUGUCUACGAAGUGGCCAGGGCACAUGCCAGGGAGGCCAGCAAUUCUGGUGAAACCUGGAGAGUGGGCAUUUUCACAAGUGGCUGCUCCACCGAAGAGCCAUCUUCCCAGACUCCAGACAAUGACUACUCUGAGGAUCCCUGCCUGGGCCAGGAGUACCAGACCAUCACCCAGAUCAACAGUGACUAUGCUCACCUGCUGCACACAGUUCCUCCAGAUUAUGAGCUUUUGGCCACCGAGGACAAGGGCCUCUGUUAAAAAUGCCCUGCUAAGCCACAGUCUGCUGACAUAAUUGCCUAUUCAGCCCCCAUCUUCUGCAUAGCUACCUUCCCUGCUACCUCUCUUUGUGGAUGACCCAACAAGUCUUCCUUGCCCAACACUGAGGUUCCUAAGAGUGAAUGGCUUUGCCUAAGAAGCUAUUAUAUGCACUUCAAGCAAGCCUGCUACUGGAUCAGACCUUAGACCCUUCUGUUAUCCCUUCUUCUACUGCUUCUCUUCAAACACUGGAGGGAAGUUUCCAUAGCACUAAGACUUGCUCAUCAUGCCUCCAGAUACCACUCAACUUUGGCAUCUUGCCACCAGAAGACCAGAGGGAAACUCAGCUUUGCCAGCUCAGGGGACCAGUUAUGCCCAGAAUCACUCCCCCCCCCUUUUUUAGGACCAGAUAGCUUUUAAUUAAGAUUUUUAUGUAACAAGCCAGGGUUCAGUUUUGCUCCUGAACUGUGAGUCUAGUGCUCUGGUAUUCUUCUGAUGCUCAAUAAAUAUCUAAUCAUGACAGCAA